GAAUUACCUACCAGCGCUCCUAUUGAAUUGAAUUUUGUACAGAAAUUAUGCUAUAAGGAUACAUCCUACAAAGUGGGAAUGAAAAGGUUCUGAGUUUGAAUGCUUUAGAAGAUUUUCCAGCUGGACUAGUUAAUGUUAAUAUAUACAGUGGAGAUACCAUUCAUGCCACUGCAGUGAUUGAAUACUACACAGCAGUUGGAGAGAUUGAGCUCCUGCUUAAGAAAGUAGCUGAUCCAAUAGAGUUCAUUUGUCAGGCUUUUAAGGUUUAUAACUUAGAAGAUCUUGAUGUGGUAUUGAUGAAGUCACUGCAGAACAAGAUAUCUUCUUGUGAACUUAACCUUCAUGAAAUCCGUCAACAUACAGACAAUGCCAGUUUGGAAGAAAUCCCUACACUUCUCCACUGUGCAGCGAAAUUUGGCCUUAAAGAAGUCACACAUUUACUAAUGCAGUGUCCUGGAUCAGAUCAUAUUUCAAGAAUAACUAAUAAAUAUGGAGAUGACCCAGCUGCAAUAGCUGAGAAACAUGGACAUAAACAUAUUCAAGAAAUUAUCAACCAACUGCCAAACACUGCAAAAUCUACUGGCUAUGAAACAUUUGCAGAAGAGGAGAAACAUGAUCAGGAUGAUGUCUAUAUUGACAUGGAACCCAGUGCUGCUCAAAAAUCCAUUUCCCUGACAUUUGAAAAUGCUCAGGAAGACAAAGAAGAGCAACAUAAAGUAAUAGACGAAGAUGCAAAUAUUCAUCAUGAACUGGAAUAUACUGAAGAAAAAGAAAACCUUCAUUCUGUUGAGAGCAAUUCAUAUGAAACAUUAAAUGUGGAAGAUGAUUAUUGCUUUUCAGUCCCUGUUGACAAUGCCACAGAUGAAAAUUACCAGAGCAUAACUGAGAAGGAUGAGGAACUGUGUUGGAAUGCUGCUGACAACAACAGUAAUAUAGAGAAUGGAUUUGACACUAAAGAUGAUGAAGACAUGCACAAAGCUGAAGAUUUUAUUGGCAAUAUCUGUGCAGAUGUAAAAGACACUUCUUGUAAAGAAGAUAUGCAAGAAAAUAAGUGUUUUCCUACAAACGUACUGCAGUCUACUGACCCAUUGUUUAAGAAUGCCAACACAAUAAAUGAGGAUGGUAUCUUACAUUUUUCACCAGAGGAAAGAGACGAGAGCAACAACAAUUUUGAGCGCGAUAAUAUUUUCUGCAAUAUACCAGACUCACAUUCUGACGAAACAUUUGUGCUUGCUUCGACUGAUGAUGAUUUGUACUUAGUCUUUGAAACUGUCGGUAAAGAAAGAGAAAAUAGUGAAAAAUCAUCAUUUAUAAAUAGAGAUUGGCACCCGAAAACAUCAUUACUUUCAAGACAAGAUAAUGAAGCAUGUUAUGUAGAUCAAGAGGAAAGAGACAAAAAUGUAGAAAGAAUUCAUGAAACUAUUUCAUGGAAUGAGCUGGAUGAGAUGACUGAGGAAACAAAUGAAGAUCAGACUCAGCAAUUUGUAUUUGCUUCCACUGAUGAUAAUUUGUACUUAAUAUUUGAACCAAAAAGAGAAGAAAAAGCAUCUACUGUACAUAGAGAUUUAACUUCAGAACCAUGUUUUUUUCCAUACCAAGCUGAUGAAACAACACACAUUUCUCAAGCUGAGGGAAGAGAAGAAAAUUACAGUGAAGAUAUUGAAUGGAAUGAAACUGCUGAAUACUUUGAGGAAGAUCCAUAUACAUGGACAUCUGUUGAUGAAAAUGUGUACACAGAAUCUCCUAACUAUGACAGUGAAAAAGAUUAUAAAUAUUCACAAAGAGAGAUGAAAUCUUUCAUAUUAAAUAGAUCCCCUGCUUCAGUGUCUCAGUCAGGACUAGUUGCAGAGACUGAAGCAUCUUACAUGUCUCAAGAAAGAAGAAAGGAAGAUAGCCAUGAAAAUAUUUUGUGGGAUGAUCAGGGUGAGCAAAUUGAUGAAGAAAAUGAAUAUAACAUUGAGGAGGAAGAUCCAUACAGCUGUGCGUCUCCUGACAAUAGUAUAUAUAUGGCACUACCAUACGGAAGUAAUGACGAAGAAAUACAAAGAGGAAGGUCUUUCAUUGUACACAGACCUCCAGCUCCAGCACCUCGACCAUGCCAACCAACUAUUUCUGAACCUGGAUCAUCAUACAUCUCUCUUGUUUUUCGAGAAAAAGAAGAGAAGAAAAUGUAUGGCUCUGUCCAACCAAAAGUGGUUCAAAAGAAAGAAGACAAGAAAUUAUACAGCACGGUUAAACCUAAAGACAGAAUUCAUAAUGCAGGUUCUGAAUACUCUGCUAUGCGUUCCCAAAGUGUAACUAUGGAUCAAGACGAGUUGAUAUUAUUACAGGAGAAGGUGAAAAAAGGACUUAUCAGCGUAGACGAGGCACUUCUUAAAUUCCAACAGUGGCAAAGUGAAAAGAGUGAAUUAGAUGUUCUUCAACAGAAAAAAUUGCAACAACUCCGUCACUGUAUCAUCGGAGAUAAACCAGAAGAUGACAAAUUAUAUGAUAAAAUUACCAUUAUUCACCAACCAACAGCACAUACUGGAAAGAAAAACACAAAAUGUGGGAAUUUUGAUAACAGUAUAUAUUCAAUGCCUUCAAAGCCAGAGACUCCCUCUAGAUAUUAUAAUCCAAUAAAAAAAGAUAAUGACACAAACGGAAAAUCACCAAGAGCAAAGUAGCUGAAGGUUCUGAAAGAACAUAGCUACAGAAAAACAGAUGAAGUAGGCAACUUGUUUCUGGAUAAAGAUGUGUUUGUAUAGGAAAUGUUUACAAUGUUUUGCAUUUAUCCUAUUUGGACGGAUGAAAGCUAACUUGCUUUAUAUUUAGAUAUAUUUGUACAUUUAGAGGCUUAAUGGCUAUUUUUGCAAAAAGACGAUGGGUUUUGUGAGGUCCAAAAAAUUGCAAUUUUGUGUAAUUUCAUCUAUUUUUUUAAACAAAUACUCUGUCAAUUAAAAGGAUGGGCUGACAUACACAGUUUAACUUUUUCAAUAGAAACACUGCUCUUUCGCCCCUUCAGAAAUGUUUUAAAAACCUUUGUGAUAUAGUUUUAUGAGAGCAAAAGUCCUUGUGAGAUCAGCAAUUUCUGCAUGCUAGUGACAAUAUUGAAGCAUAGCGAGAAUUAGAUUGGUGUAUACGCAGCAUGCAAGUGCUAGCCUGUCUCUCAAGCAUGUGCACAGUGCAUACCUGCAGCUAUGAAUACAGAAAACAAGCAGAUCGCCAUUCAUUCACCUGCACACGAUGGCAAUAAUGCCUUUAUAUAAAAAGUGAGAGCAGAUACCUAAAGAAUUCAACACUGGCAUCAGACAGUAUACAUCUAAUAAUCUAGACCUAAUUAGACUGACUUUGUUUGCCAUAGUGGCAAUUUGUAGUUCACUAGUUGAUUGGGGUAUCCAACCUAUUAAUAUGAGGUUCCACAAUGGAAAUUUUUUCUUCUGGUGAGCCUAUUUUGCUGAGCCAAACAAAAAUGUAUAUUUCUACAUAAGCAAAUGUAGUGAUUAAUUAUUUAACACAUUAAUCACAAACCUAAAUAUAUUGCCCUGUAUAUACACUGUAACAUCACAGACUAGAUAAAAAGCAUUGAAAGGCCCAGUUGUAUUACUGCAACAUAUGACCUGGUUUCUAAUGAUGUGGUAAGCCGUGUAAAGUGGUGGGAACAUAGAACAUAUCCUUAGAUUUGCAGAUACCUCCAUUUAAUACAGUUAAAAAUCACAGUUAGAUAUCCCUGAUAUAUUCCAUCAUUAAAGUAUGCGUGGGAAUUUUUUAGAAAGGGAAAAAGUUGAACAGCGGUUUAACUGAUAAAACAUCAAUGUUUUAUUAAAUGCACUUAUCAAAUUAAAAUAAAGUAAUCAGCUCACAGCAAAACUGUCCAUUUUAAGAAUGACUGCUUACGCGUUUCGACUUACGCUGUAUUUAUAGCUAAAAGCCAUAAGUGCACAUCACACAUUUAAAAGGAAUACUGAAACCUGAUCGGUUCAGAAUGUUUUAGACCAGUAGUUAAUACAAAAAUACAAUAUUGAUCUCAGGCACUACUAUGUGUUUAAGUUUUACAUUUCAAUUGUAUGCUGUCUGUCUCAAUUAUGAAAUUGUCUGUACUAGAAAAUGUUUCAAAAAUGUUUCAAGAGUAGAACUUCUUUAUAUUGUGAUUGUAACCAUACUUUUACGAUAGAUUUUGACAAUUUUUCUUAUAUACGUGUAUUGUUUGUCCCCAAUUUCCUAAUCCUAUUACAUUAAAACUGUAAGAGUCAUAAACAUGGAAAUAAAAAGUGUUGCACUUA
This is a messenger RNA of Bombina bombina (fire-bellied toad), 4262 nucleotides long. RefSeq names its product B-cell scaffold protein with ankyrin repeats-like. Lineage: Eukaryota; Metazoa; Chordata; Amphibia; Anura; Bombinatoridae. Gene Ontology annotation, biological process: negative regulation of phosphatidylinositol 3-kinase/protein kinase B signal transduction; B cell activation; negative regulation of B cell activation. The transcript is spliced from 19 exons. The coding region runs from base 297 to 2666 and encodes 789 amino acids. Gene Ontology annotation, molecular function: protein tyrosine kinase binding; signaling receptor binding. The record is from RefSeq and is a predicted model, not a curated record.